This is a messenger RNA of Phytophthora nicotianae INRA-310, 1705 nucleotides long. RefSeq lists its product as hypothetical. The transcript has a single exon. Bases 1046 to 1453 code for a protein of 135 amino acids. Lineage: Eukaryota; Oomycota; Peronosporomycetes; Peronosporales; Peronosporaceae. The record is from RefSeq and is a predicted model, not a curated record.
GGUUUGCAAAGCAGAUCUUGCUGCGCAUGCCACACUUCCAGGCGUGAAAGGCGAGGAUGCAACGCCAGAAAGCUCGUGUUGCGAUCAUCAUUGUCGUCGGAUUGCCUUCGGUCGCCACUGGCGCUGCAGAUGAUGCUGGUCUUCGUCACUGGAAUCACACAGUGCGUGCCUCGCUCCUCGAUGACAACUGCAAUGUACGUACUACAUGUAAAUUCAUCGCAACCGCGUCGACCAGCGAUGGAAGCGCUGCUCCAACGCUUUAUCGCCGCAUUGACCUUCACGAGGACAACGCCUGUGAAGCCAUCGCGAGCAGAAGCGCCUAUGCGCGACGCUGAGACUUUCUCAGGACUUGGCUGGCUCGCAUGCGUCGCUGUUCGAUUGUGAGUCAGCUCUCUUCGCUCGUAAACGCGCGCUUCGCGUCUGUCGUGACGGGGACGCGGUGCAAACGAGCCUUGCUUCAUGCGCACGCCAACGCCAACGCUUCCUCGCCGCAACAGAAAGUCCCGCCGGGGAUUGUCGUCACAUUUCGCGCCAUGCUAAUCAGAAUUUUGCCUUGAAAAGUCGCGACUACGAAAAUGGUCACAGAAUACUGUCCUUUAUCUGCUCACGCCAUGCACGGGAGUGACCCAACAAACACAACGCGAUGUCUCCGCAAUGCGCCGGCUUGUCCGAACAUGCAUGGUCUUCGCAAGCUCCCCUUCAAGAAUUGAGGAACUCGCUGCUGUUGCCAGUCAUGUGGCGCCAACGGUAACGCUGGGCUCUAUGGAAAGUCGCUGCGAUCAUGAUCAAGACACUCGUUCGUCCGGCUUUCAUCCUUGAGCACUGCAGUCUGCGGAUGCAGGUCCGGUUUCCGAGCGUCAUGAUAACGAUACGGAGGAUCGUGCGUGCGGCUUGCUUUACUAUGCAUUCAAGGCAUGCAGUGUAUUGCAGAUUGCAAUUUGCAGUGCCCCGUACUGUGGACAGACCCGCCCAGACGGCCGCCGAUGACUCCGUCUAUUCUUCAGCGCGGGAUUAGCAGCUUGACUCACAGUCAAUCACAGCAGCAAUGCCCGGAGGAAAGAGUCACUUGCAGUGGAAUUGGCGAAAAUGGGGGACAGGCACCCGGGGCCUGCCCCUGCACUUUUGGUUUUCAUCUGACCGCCUUUUGGCACCGGCCACGGCCAAGGCAGAGAAGGGGGUGCGACAACUGGAGGACAUCGAGCAUCGAGCACCAAGAUUCUUGGUGCUCGGCAAGAAUUCUCACAGGCUUCUUGGUGAAUCGAAGCGCAAAAGAAAAAGUGUCCUCUCUUUUUCAAUAGAGCAACUGCGUUUCGCGCCAAGCAGCUUCGGGCCCAAAAUGUGUACUCGGCAAACAAGGCAGCUCUGCGGCAAGCACUUGUUCGUUGAAGUGCGUCUCGAAACAAACCAAAACGACCUCGGCGACAAGCAGCAGCGCUGUUCAGGUGGUCGUUGACGGAGAUCAAGCGAAACCAGAUUUUUCGCAUCAUUUUCUCACUUGGAAAAACAAGAAAUUUGUGACCAUCCGACUGUCAAACAUAAUGCUACCUCAGCAAUCGUGUCGGAACAUUCUCACUGCUUUGGUGGCUGCUAGAUCUGAUUUCACUGCGAGAAUGCAUACAUGAGUACUAUAUCUCAGAGGGUUCAGUUUGCCCAACUUUUGCGCAACUUCGAAUACUUUCUCGCUACUUCUUUGCGCAAAUUGAGG